Drosophila grimshawi is the source of this 773-nucleotide messenger RNA. RefSeq names its product mpv17-like protein. The transcript has 4 exons. Bases 145 to 726 code for a protein of 193 amino acids. The record is from RefSeq and is a predicted model, not a curated record. Lineage: Eukaryota; Metazoa; Arthropoda; Insecta; Diptera; Drosophilidae. Gene Ontology annotation, cellular component: membrane; cytoplasm.
UUCAUUUUUGUUUGGGCGAAACGCGUCGCGAAUUUGCGCAAAUUAGCAAAAUAAUUUCACAACAAGUUGUCACAAAUUAAUGCGCCUGUUUCUCAUUACAAUUCCUUCAUUUGUUUUCUGGUCACUUAAGAUCGGGUCGCGAAAAUGCUUCGCAAUUUGUUGAAUUUGCCAAACAAAUACAAAGUCCUAAGGGGCAUGUUAUCAUAUGGAACGCUGUGGCCAUGUGGCUGCCUCAUCGAACAGACGCUAAUCGAGAAACGGACAUUCCGCAACUACGACUGGAUGAAGUGUCUGAGAUUUGGUUUGUUUGGUUUCUUUUUUAUGGGGCCGACAAUUUAUGUUUGGAUAAGACUGGCCGGCGUCAUGUGGCCCCGCAGAGAUAUUAAGUCAUCGCUGUGCAAGGCGAUCACAGAGCAGACCGCAUACGAUCCCAUGGCCAUCAGUUCCUUUCUCUUCACCAUGACGCUGAUGGAGGGCAACACGUACGAACAGGCCAAGCAGGAGGUUAGCGAUAAAUUUCUGGAUGCCUAUAAGGUUGGCAUUAUUUAUUGGCCCUGCGUGCAGACGAUAAACUUUGCCUUCGUCCCGGCCCGAAAUCAGGUUGUAUUCACCUCGUUUUUCAGCAUGUGCUGGACCACUUUUCUGGCCUAUGUGAAAUUCCUCCAGGCACAUCCGCACGUCGAUGUUGAUCAUCAUGCUAUCGAUAUACACCUAUUAGAAAUGUAAAAUGUAAAACAAAAAAAAAAAAAAAACAAAUAAAUUCUAGUUUGAAU